Drosophila nasuta is the source of this 1230-nucleotide messenger RNA. RefSeq lists its product as uncharacterized. The coding region runs from base 298 to 1089 and encodes 263 amino acids. The transcript has 2 exons. The record is from RefSeq and is a predicted model, not a curated record. Lineage: Eukaryota; Metazoa; Arthropoda; Insecta; Diptera; Drosophilidae.
UUGAAAGUUAGGCAAAGGUAGAACAAGUUUCAAAUUUUAUAAAAUGAAAGCAGCAACAAAAAACAUCACAGAACUCCGCGAAAAGUACAUCCCGGUAUCGACAGUCAAUUCUUGGUAACAAAAGGACGACGCAAAACGAAAACGAAACUGGCGGCACCCAAAUCGAAAUCAGCGGCUGCGCUCAUCAAACGCAAGAACCGCAAUGCCAAAAGGAGACAACACAACGAUACUAUCGAUAGUCUGUGCAAGGAGCCCUGCCAAUUUGUUCCAGUGCGUCGCAAACCUCUAGGGGAAUACAUGAAUCUCGGUGUAUCGAUGCCGAUAUCGAUGCAAAUGCAAGGGUCAAUGUCGAUGCCAUCGUCACCGUCUCCUUCUAUACAGGGCAUGCGAAUGAGCUAUGCGGCCGCUGUUCAGACUGGUGCAGGUGUAAAGGUUAUGAUAUCCCCUCGUCUCAAUAAAGCAAACGCAUCCAGCAAAUCAGUUGUUCAACAGCCGAAUAAAGGGAGCAAAACAAACAACAAGAUAACCGUUGACACAAAGUUUCGGAUAUUUGAUGAGCAGCCCACUAAGCCACAUAUUGUCCGCGUUGAUACCAAAUUGUAUCGAUCCGAUGGUGACCAAAGGUUAAGAAUGAAGAACUACUCCUCCAAAACGAAAAAGCCAAACAAUAAAUCGCCCUUGAAAGCAACGUCAAGUACUGCAAAUACUCGCAACGAUGUUGAUAUCAAGGCGCUUAAAUUGCAACUCAAACGACUGGCAUGCAGUAAUGCUGCAGGUUCUGCAACCGUUGUAUUUAAGGGCAAUUCAUUAUGUGAUAAGCAGGCGCAGAGGAGCAUUGCAAAUAAUAGCAAUAAUAAUGAGUCACCAGCAUUCGCCGAUUCUGUCAGCUAUUUCAGCUUUCACCAGCAGCGAUUGCAAAGGAUUAUCGAUAAGCAAGACGUUUGUGCAAUAUGCUUGCAAUCGCCGGAGGCUAUGAGGGUACCACAAUUUGAAGACAAGCAUUUUAAAAAUCUGGAGGAAGCUGCACUUUUGGCACAAAAUCGCACAAUGCUACGCUUGUGGAUGAACUCUGAUCUACUGAUAAGCUAGUAUAUCUAUUUCACAUACAUAAAUUUUUAAAAGUUAAAUUAGCUAUAUUGUGUGUUCUAAGUUAUAUAUUCCUGUCGAAAACAAAAUUCACAUUGAAAUGAUGCGGCCAAAAUAAAAUUGGCUCGCUAACGCAAUGAUCAA